Molecule: messenger RNA, 1364 nt
Organism: Solanum dulcamara
Lineage: Eukaryota; Viridiplantae; Streptophyta; Magnoliopsida; Solanales; Solanaceae
Product: caltractin-like
Exons: 8
Coding region: 528-1058 (176 amino acids)
Biological process (GO): centriole replication; mitotic cell cycle
Cellular component (GO): centrosome; centriole
Molecular function (GO): calcium ion binding
Source: RefSeq, a predicted model, not a curated record
CUACUGAUUUUUCUCUCCUCCACUCCAGCAAGCGGCGGCCGCCCAUCUCCCUCUCCUCUCUCCGUCACCCGCCAAGCUCCUGCGAGACAACCAACCCCACCAGCACAGCACCACCCUCCUCUUUUCCUUUUCCCAGCGCCACCUCCCAUCUCCUUCGCCUCCCCGCCAGCGAGGAACCGCCGCACCUUCAUCUCCUCCCGGGCGAGAACAAAUCGCCACCACCUCUAUCCUCUCAUCUUCCAUCUGUCUCCCUCAGACAAGUGAGAGCCAAUCUUCAUUGAUCCAUUUCAUACACCAAUACAAUACUCAUUUACACACCAACAGUUCAUAUUACUUGAUCACUAUCAUAUUUCAUUGUUGUGUUCUCUUAUUUGCUGGUUCGGAUUCUGUGAGUUCGACCCGGGAUCUUUGAUGAAUAUGACUCGUCACGAGGGAAUCAAGGCCCUGUGUUGUGCCAGUGAAGUUUUCCAGCACAAUCAGCAAACUGGCCACCCUUUCUACUUCCCAAUCAUUGAGGUUCCUUCUAAAUGUCAGGUUCCACCCUUGUGCAGGGAAGCCUUUACAGAGGUGCAUCACGGAGAGAGAAACCCAGAGGACGUAAUCAGGGGUUAACUCAACAGAAAAGGCAAGAAAUAAGAGAGGCUUUUGAGCUUUUUGAUACAGACAACUCUGGAACCAUUGAUGCCAAAGAGCUCAAUGUUGCUAUGAGGGCUCUGGGUUUUGAAGCAACUGAAGAGGAGAUCAAUCGAAUGAUAGCAGAAGUUGAUAAGGAUGGCAGUGGUGCAAUUGAUUUUGAUGAAUUUGUGCACAUGAUGACUGCCAAGUUUGGAGAAAGGGACACUAAAGAAGAGCUCAUGAAGGCAUUUCACAUUAUUGAUCAAGAUAAAAAUGGUAAAAUCUCUUUUGCAGACAUUCAAAGAAUCGCUGAUGAGUUGAGGGAGCGAUUUACUGACAGAGAAAUUCAGGAUAUGAUAAAAGAGGCAGAUCGUGAUCGUGAUGGAGAGGUUAAUGUUGAAGACUUCAUGAGAAUGAUGAGGAGAACGAACUUUGGGCAUUAAGGAGUUUCAUUCUGGCGCCCUAUUGCUACACCAAAUACAUUUGAGGAUGGAUAUUUAUCAACUAUGUAGUGUAUUAAUAUGGUCUUACAAUUUCAGGACACAUGAUAAUUUUAUGGAUCAAAAUGGACGAAUUAGAGAACCAGUAACCAGUUAAUUACUGGAAUGUGUAUUAUCUUAGUUUGUGUUAACAAGCAUUCACGGUUUGUAAGCAAGCAACUACAGAGUCUUGGUUGAUAGAACAUUUGAUAGCAUCGAUGGAAGCUCAAUAAUAUUUAAAGAACCUUUUGGAGUUUCCAAAAGGCCCCA